This is a messenger RNA of Arabis nemorensis, 330 nucleotides long. Lineage: Eukaryota; Viridiplantae; Streptophyta; Magnoliopsida; Brassicales; Brassicaceae. The record is from the annotation of a GenBank genome assembly.
AUGGUUAAACUUGGUAAUCUCCUCGUAGCAACGUUCGGGGUUCUCCUCGUCCUUAACGGCUGUCUCGCACGGCAGUCACUAGGUGUUCCUCCUCAGUUGCAGAAUGACUGUAACCUUGAUAACCUAGACGUUCUCCAAGCCACCGAAACAAUCAAGAGCGAGGCCGGUCAGGUUGAGUACUGGGACCAUAACCAUCCUCAGCUCCGAUGUGCUGGUGUCUCCGUUGCUCGUAUUGUAAUCGAACAAGGCGGUCUCUACUUGCCUACCUUCUACUCUUCCCCCAAAAUAUCCUACGCCGUUCAAGGUCCAAAUCUGUCUUUACAAGAAUAA